GCGUUAAUGUUUAGCCUGAUAACUCGUCUCGCAGGGGGCAGGAGCCACAGUGCUUUUCUUCACUCGCCCGUCUUCCACUUGCACUUUAUGUGUUUGAUCGGGUAACAAAAUGGAGGAGACGCUCGAUGAGAAAGUCCCCAUUGAAAUGAAAGUCCCUGCGGAUGACCAAGGAGGGACCGGUCGGCGGCUGCGGGAUCGGGAUCUGCUGAGGAAAAGGAAAGCCGAAGCAGAAGAGCGAGCAACUAACCAGUGGGUUUAUGGAGCUCAGAGCAGUAAGCGAGCAAAGAGGGAGACAAACAAUGUUCCGAAAAAGAAAGGCAGACCAAGAAAGAACGUCCCUGUGACAGAACAGCCUGAAAUGACGGAACAGCCUGAAAUGACAGAACAUCAAGAUGCAGGCGAAAUGCAGACACCCAGCCAAGCAGAGGAAGUGGUUACCGCAGUGGUUACCCCACAUUCUGCCCCUGUUUCUGCCCAACUGUCAGCAGCUCCUGAUCUGGAUGUCCCAGAGAUUCCUGCUGCAGUUUCUGCCACUAUCCCUCUUCCUGCUCCUGUCAGGACUCCAGAGGUAAAGCCCAGCAGUGAAGCCCUUUUUCAAGAGGUUCUGAUCGAAGAUCUCGGCCCUGAUGAGGAAGAGGACAAAGACGUCCAUCAAGAUAAACUUGUAAUCGAUCAAGAUGGUGCUGAGGAACCGUCAGCCAUCGAGCUCGCUGAACAGAACAAAGCCUUCUCAGAUACAGUGUUAGCGUCGCCUCAGCUCGACCCCCUUCCUGGAAACCUUAUCUAAUCCGUUCAGUCCCACAUAACGUUGCCUUAUCUUGAUCACUUUGUAUUUCUCUGGUUAACUUUUACUUUUGUUAAAUUUCUAAUGUGUGUAUGAGAAAUAAGCCUAUUAAAAUGAACCAGUAGCUCAUCAAACGAGUCUCGUUUACUCCUUACGUGUAAUUUUAAUUAGGAACAAAAUGUAUAUUUAUUAACGUGCCUAUUGCAUUCUGAUGUUGUUUUCUUGAGCCUGAAGACAUUUUUCUGCAACAUUAAUCAUUUUAAAUAAAAAGAGAAACAGUGAAUUUGUA
Messenger RNA from Clarias gariepinus (North African catfish), 1073 nucleotides. It is a transcript of the gene hemgn, whose product is annotated as hemogen. Lineage: Eukaryota; Metazoa; Chordata; Actinopteri; Siluriformes; Clariidae. The coding region runs from base 110 to 787 and encodes 225 amino acids. The record is from RefSeq and is a predicted model, not a curated record. The transcript is spliced from 4 exons.